Molecule: messenger RNA, 5724 nt
Organism: Paramormyrops kingsleyae
Lineage: Eukaryota; Metazoa; Chordata; Actinopteri; Osteoglossiformes; Mormyridae
Gene: abhd17ab
Product: abhydrolase domain containing 17A, depalmitoylase b
Biological process (GO): regulation of postsynapse organization; protein depalmitoylation
Cellular component (GO): plasma membrane; endosome membrane
Molecular function (GO): palmitoyl-(protein) hydrolase activity
Source: RefSeq, a predicted model, not a curated record
UUCCAGUCGCAGGAGCGCGCUGCCAGUGCGCGUGUCGUCUACGCGUAACUUCCUGUUUCGUCACUUCCCGGUUCGCCGGGACAGCUUUGGGAAAAAUCCGUAAAAUUAGACGGACAGAAAAAUGAAUUAAUUGUCGCGUUAAUGAUAGAGGCUUUUAUUUAGAUCCAUUAAUGCUUACGACGAAUAUUUGGGACGCCGGGCUUUUGUCGGGUUUCAGGCAAGGCAUUUAACGCUGUCGUCUCCAUACCUGCAGACUGGUUUCAUUUAACUUGAAUCGGUGUUUUCGCUAGAGACGGUGGUGGUUGCGGUGUGACAGUCCGCUCCGGUUAGUUAAAACAAUACGUGUCCGUUUCUCACGCUGACAUCGGUGCGGUCGUGAUGCAAUUAACACCGAGAGGCGGUUCGGUCUAUUAUAAGUGUGUAACAGGCUGCCGAUCGGCCACGAAGAGCAGGGCGAUCAUAACCAGCAUUUAGCUGUCUCCACGCUGCUUGACCAAUCGGUCCCUGGGGAUGUUUUGAGCUAGCUUGUUAGAUAGCCGCAUUGCACGUCCACCAGCGACCGACCCGGGAGAUCAGACAGCAAACUACCCGGCUUGCCGGUUUAAUCAAGGAAUACCCCGGCACCUGUGCUCGAUGCAUCGUGUUAGCCCUUCAUAUUAAUUUAGAAACAUGAAUUGUGUGGUUAAAAUGGAUGAGAGAAAUCAUUUUGUUGAUCGUGCGUUAAUUAUAGCUUUCGGAUAGUUAGCUAUGUAAUUCUGUGUCCCUUUUCGUUUUUUCUUGCUCUGUAAGAAACGUCAUACUUCAUUAGCCCUGAUUUUCAGUGCCCGACUGUUCCGAGUUUCCUAGCAGCAGUUAAUAAUGUAACGAUUAAUGUUUUUUGCAACUAUACACGUUUUAGUUUAUAUUUAGGAACUGUGAUGGAUGUGUUUAACUGGGCAGAAUUCGCUGGUUAGUUUUGGGGUAUCGUAGCUACUUCGGCAGUUUUGUGCGUGUAAUUCUUUAUCAAAGGAUCUGCGUGGAAGUCAAGAUUAUUUAUCAGUGGAAGAUGAACGGCCUGUCUGUGAGUGAGCUGUGCUGCUUGUUCUGUUGCCCCCCGUGUCCCGGCCGCAUUGCCGCCAAGCUGGCCUUCCUACCCCCAGAGCCCACUUACGCCCUCCUGCCGGAUCUGGAGACUGGUUCAGCCGUUAGUGGAGCAGCGGGAGGCUCCAGCCUCCGGUCUCGGGGCUCCGGUGGCGGCGGCGGCGGCGGCAGCAGCAGCAGCAGUAGUGGUAGCACCGUCCCUGCAGGUGGAGCGGCCAGCGGGAGUGGCAGUGCCGGCGGAGAAGGCAGAUGGAAGCUCCACCUGACGGAGCGUGCGGAGUUCCAGUAUUCCCAGCGGGAGCUCGAUGCCACCGAAGUCUUCUUGACUCGCUCCAGCCGUGGAAAUAAAAUCGGCUGCAUGUACAUCCGCUGUGCGCCGACGGCCAGGUUCACUGUCCUCUUCUCUCACGGUAACGCAGUCGAUCUCGGCCAGAUGAGCAGUUUCUACAUCGGCCUGGGCACACGCAUCAACUGCAACAUCUUCUCCUACGACUACUCGGGCUACGGCGUCAGCACGGGCAAGCCCUCCGAGAAGAACCUGUACGCCGACAUCGACGCUGCCUGGCAGGCGCUGCGCACGCGAUACGGCAUCAGUCCGGAGAACAUCAUCCUGUACGGACAGAGCAUCGGUACCGUGCCCACGGUGGAUUUGGCGUCGCGGUACGAGUGCGCCGCUGUGGUGCUGCACUCUCCCCUGACCUCGGGCAUGCGGGUCGCCUUCCCAGACACCAAAAAGACCUACUGCUUCGACGCCUUUCCCAACAUCGAGAAGGUAUCCAAGAUCACAUCGCCGGUGUUGAUCAUCCAUGGCACGGAGGACGAGGUGAUCGACUUCUCGCACGGGCUGGCCCUCUUCGAGCGCUGCCCCAAAGCUGUGGAGCCGCUGUGGGUGGAAGGCGCCGGGCACAAUGACAUCGAACUGUACAGCCAGUACCUGGAGCGACUGCGGCGUUUCAUCGGCCAGGAGCUGGCGGUGCAGCACGCCUGAACGCCCCCCCCCCACGCGCGUGUCUCUGUGUGCAGGGCAGCGUGCUUUACGGAGCCCCCCUUCCUCCGAGCUCACAGCACACACGCACCAGCCGCUCCUCAGGUGAACUGCUCACCCAAGGCUAUGUUCCCCCCCCUCCCCCUCCAUUUUUUUCCCCAGUUUCCUUAUUUUGCUUCUGAACCUUCUGCUUGUUACAAUAUGAGAUGUUGUUCAUCUUUUUACAUCACAUGACUCAGCUGGGUUUUUGACCCGAUUUAAUGCCCAUUAGAAAUACAUGUAGCAGAGAAAUGUAGAAAAAUGCCCCCCUCCCUUUCAUUUUGUAUUAUUUUACACUAUUCACUCUUGUCAGUCGGGUCUGUCAGGUGUGCGUUGCAGGUUUUUAAAGACCAACGUCUUCUCUGUAUCUCCUCAUAUCCCAUUCCUGUGUUUUGAUCCCAAGACAGUUUUCCUUGCUAACUCUGACCCGGGGUCGGCUCGUCCUACCGCCACCUCGGCUGCGACCGCCUCUCGAACCCGGGAGGAGACACGCUCAUACUGUGAAGGCACCAUGUGUCAGUGAACAGCCGGCCAGUCAGUUGCAUUCUGGGAGAUUCUCCAGUAUCGGGCCAAGGCUGCUCCGUUUGACCACUACAUUACCAACACGUACACGUGGUCCUUUUUAAACCUGUACAGUCUCAUGCCACUACGUGAUGUUAAAAGUGGGCGGCGUAUUUAUAAUGCGAGAACCACUCAUCAUUGAAAUAUUUUUAAUGCAGAAGCGAGACCGAUUUGGGGGCAGGUAUAUAGCAUGUGCGUAUUUAUGGAAAGUGUAAGUACUAGAUAUGUUUGUGUCAUGGCACAUAGCUCUCGCUGAUUGAGAUGAAGUGUUUUACUUAACGACAUUGUUCAAUAAAUAGCCUGAACUUUGUUUUUAAAGCGGAGUCAUUUAGUGGGAAUGUGUGGAAUUUGACAUCCAUGACGCACCUGCUUAAUUUCUACCUGCGUGUCACUGUCCCACCCUCCUGUGCAUCUGGCGGUGAUGUAGACACUCGGAUAAGUGGCGUGAAUCUUUCCCAAUCGCCUCUUUAGGUACAUAGGCAUUGCAAGUGCUCAGGGUUCCUGUUAGGCUACCGUAAGCAGAACUGUGAGUGUUAGCAAAGCCCCAGGCACUGGGAAUUAGGAGCCUGUAACUCAUAAGGUCCCGCAUGACUGGUGCUGAAGUCUUUUUAGUUAGCCUGACGCCAGCCAUCUUGAAAAUUGAACUACUGUUCCCUGUAUGGCCUGGCAGACUGGGAGACCGUCCACCUUGAGUUAAUGUACAAGUAUGAAUAUUCGUGUUGUAUAGUGGAGGAAUAUUAAGGUUGAAGCAAAUCGAUCAUAGUUUCACAAUUUGCGUAAAAGGUGGGGGCACCUGGUAUUUCCUCUGGUAUUUUUUUUUUAUUGGAUUCCAUCUGGAUUUUAUUUUUAAUGAUUUCUGUGUUGAUUGUUGGGCGAGGUCUAGGUCACUGUCAUGACUCAAAUAGUGGCCCUUGGUCUAUGGCCUGCAGGACUGCCGGUCGGUAUUUGAAGGGAAUUGCACUGUAUUAUACUGCAGUGCAUGUUAACACACGACCCAUAAGCAUUUGAUAGAUAUUUCAUAAAAGGGAUGCUGGACACUACCUGCUUGCUCUGACCAGACCAAACCCAUCGCAUUCACUAAUACUGUGACGUUUUGGCAGAAACAGUCAAACCUCUGAAUGCUCCUUGGAUUACAUACUUGUGUGUCUUAAUGUUUGUUUUAAGAGUGGUUUUAUCACUUUACACAGUGAAAGCACUUUUGUACGUGAAUUUUGUUUUGUAUAACUUCAUACUGGGCAAACUGACAGAACAGGUUUUGUGAAAUACCAGACUUGUGAAAAAUAUGACUUAUGCAUAUAGUAACUAGUCAGGCUGUUUUUACACUGACCAAUUCGGCUGGAUGUAAAGUGUUCGCUGAACUUGCUGCUGUUGGGGAAAAUCCCCCCACCCCAAAUGCAAUAAAAGGAGUGACCCUUUAGCACCCUCAGUAUAUUCAUUAGUAAAUCUUAGUCAAAAAAAAAAAGUGAAAGUCAGGCAGGAUUUUCCAAGUCAUGUUUUUAUAUAGAUGCAUCUUGUUGCUCCCCAGUAGCAGUGAAAGGUUGUCAGUGGUCUGCGUUGAUUGUGUGAUAUUUGGGGCGGGAGGCGGGGGGGACAACCCUGUUGUUUUGCAUGUGUGAUGAAUUGUUCAGGGUUAGCCUCCAUCUCUGUUAUGUUUUCUUUACAUUUGGGAGUUGAACACUCCAGUAUCGAGUUGGUUCCGCCGGCCAGUAAUUUUUAUUUUAAAUCCAUUUAAAACACCGACAAGUUAGUCAGGUCUCCCCUUAAGUGAAACUUGUGUGGGUACAGAGACAAGAAAUACUUGAAUAUAAACUUGUCUGAAUGGAAUCCUGAUUUGCUCGUGACUUGCGUUUUAUCACGCACACUUUCAGUCCUUCCAGAAGUUUUUGGUACAAAGUCCACUCCUGAAGUAGCACAGGGCAGGGGAUCAAACGAGGGCUUCUAACUUAGCAGGAGGUCCUGAAAGAAUUUUGAAAUAGUUUUGAGACAACAUUGUGUGCUACAGCAGGCAGCCCCAUGGAUGGAAAAAGCUUUUUACUUUCCCAAAUAGAUUAAAUACUGUAAAAGUUGUGUCUGGGUGUUGAAUCAAUACUUAAUGCAUUCAUAUAAAGCAAACUGUAAUUGAUGGGGCAGAGGUCAUGCCGUCGCAUGGCUGGUGUUUUCUUUGAUGGAACCAAAGACAGCAGGUAUCCUAACGCAAGUUAAUAACUGGCGGACUCAAGUUGUUCAACGGCAGAAGGAAUGAGCAUCAGUGUGCCAGGAAACAGGCUUUCAGCAUUAAUGUUCGGUCCUGGGCCACAGCCAGGGCACUGCCCGCCUGGGGGGGGGGGAGUGGGGGGCUGGCCAGAGAACACGCUCACUUCAAAGGGGGACACGGAGGCAGAGUGUGAGUCUGCGCACAUCUUUGUGGGGGGUAGAAGAGAUGGAUUGUUUAUUUGGGUGAAGAGGGCAGGCUUCUGGCACGAUUCCAAGGUGUGUGCAAAAUACUUUUAUGGUUUUUUAAAAAUCUCUACAUAUGGACUGUGUUGCAUUGUUUUUGGGUUACAGGACAGGUUGGGUUAGGAUGUGCUGUACUAUAUCUGUUUGCUUAAUUUAUUUUAGUCUGUUUUUCUUUUUCCAGAGAUGAUAAAAGUUUAAAAAGUAUACAUUUUAUGGUAUUACUGAGCUCACACUGGUAUGAAUUACUGAUGAAUCAGCACUGCACUGAAUUUAAGAAAACUGAGACUGGCAGGCGAAAGCACACCAUUGUGUGUCCUGAGCUAAUCGGUGAAUUCACUGUUUCACAUGAUUUCCUGUAACCUUAUUUCUGUCCGGCAACAUGGUUUGGUCCUGCAAUUCUAAAUUAGUCUAUGGAAAAUGGCAGCAUACCCACUUUGUGUUUCAUCUUCCAUACGAACAACGUCACUGCAGUCUGACACAGUGAUGUGAACGGUUUCUGAUGCUACAGUCCAGGUCUGAUCUGUAAAGGGGUUUACAUUGGGACGGGUUAAUGAAUUUAACUGUUAAGGCUGAUUCAAAUACAGUGGUGAUCUGAGCAAUAAAAUAUUUUAUCCACCUGGAAA